GAGCUAGGCGUUAUCGAUGAUAUUUAUUGAAAAUUAAAAAGUAAAAAAUUCACAACUUGUUAGUCAAAAUUUGAUGAUCUCCCGUUUUCGUAUGAUAAUAUAAGUUUGAGCAUAAUUUUGUUGCAAAAUUGGACUGCUGAAGACGUGCCACGUGUAAAGCAUGCAGCGCCGCAGCUGUGAAACCUUUUUCCACCAAAUUUAAUUUGCGUAAGAAUGAUCACGUAUAUAUAUCCAAUAUCUUCUUUCAGUUUCGUAAACCGUAAACUGGUAUCAUCUCUCUUCUUCUACUCCACAGAAUCAGAAUAGUUUGUCACGACGGAGCGCAAGGCGGCGAAAAUGGUGGAGAUCUACGACUGCGAGGGGGAGCCGAGCAGUCCCGCUCUGGAGCUGAGCGAGGACGAAUCGAUCAGCUUCGCGGACCUCAACCGGCGCAUGUGGAAGGACCGGAUGCGCAUGCAGAAGAUGAAGGCCAAGCUGGAGGCGGAGCAGCCCGACACGGCGGAGAAGCUGGAGCACUCCCGCCGGAAGAAAAUGUGCCGCGCUCAAGACGCCAUCCUCAAAUACAUGGUGAAGAUCAUGGACGUCUGCAAGGGCCAAGGCUUCGUCUACGGCAUCGUGCCUGACAAAGGGAAGCCCGUCACGGGCGCCUCCGACAGCCUCCGCCGCUGGUGGAAGGAGGACGUCCGCUUCGACGUGAACGCCCCCGCCGCCAUCGCCGACUUCCUGCCGCAGAUGACGGCCGAGAUGGGCCCCGAUUCCUUCAUGCACCUGCUCCAGGAACUGCACGAUACCACGCUGGGGUCGCUGCUCUCGGCCUUGAUGCAGCACUGCGUGCCGCCGCAGCGCCGCUUCCCUCUGGAGCGGGGGCUUGCGCCGCCCUGGUGGCCGCGCGGCGACGAGCUGUGGUGGGGGGACCAGGGGGACGCCGCGCACGAGCACGGCCCGCCGCCCUACCGGAAGCCGCACGACCUGAAGAAGGCGUGGAAGGUGAGCGUGCUGGCGGCCAUCAUUAAGCACAUGGCGCCCGACUUGGAGCGGAUGCGGCGCCUCGUCAGCCAGUCCAAGUCGCUGCAGCACAAGAUGACUGCCAACGACUCCGCCACUUGGGCCAAGGUGGUUAAUCAAGAAGAAGCCAUCGUCAAAUUGGCUCAGAAAUCACUCAAGAUCUCCGAUCUAGAUGAAGAUGAGCAAGGGGAAAGUGAUGAAGAUCUUGGAUUGAUUAGGGCCAAUGAGAAGAGGCCGUGCGAGUUUGGCUCCGGCCGCCUCCACUUAGCCUACGCUUGCCAGAACUCCGGCUGUCCGAGGAAUGCUGACGAGGCUGGAUUCGCGGACAAGAAUUCAAGAAUUGAUCAUCAACUAAUCUGUGCUUACGGAAAUACUGAAAAUGGCCUCCAACUCUUUCUAAAUGAUCAACAAAAGGAGACCCAAAUUCUGCAGGAGUUGAACCUCUGUGAAAAGCUGAUGAUGCCAUUGGAGAAGAGCAAUGAAGAGACUAGUUGCAGCAUUGCCACUUCUGGAAGUUUCUGGAACCUUGAUGAGAUGGAACAGCUCGGAUUCGGACCCGUUUACGGGAACUUGGAUCCGAAUAACGUUAAACCUAUAGAGGAGGUCUUCAACGAGGAUUUUGCACCUUCUAUUUGGGACUUGGGGUAUCAUGACGUGGUGGAUUGA
Messenger RNA from Salvia miltiorrhiza (redroot sage), 1671 nucleotides. RefSeq names its product putative ETHYLENE INSENSITIVE 3-like 4 protein. The coding region runs from base 337 to 1671 and encodes 444 amino acids. The record is from RefSeq and is a predicted model, not a curated record. Gene Ontology annotation, cellular component: nucleus. Gene Ontology annotation, molecular function: DNA binding; DNA-binding transcription factor activity. NCBI's taxonomy places the organism in Eukaryota, Viridiplantae, Streptophyta, Magnoliopsida, Lamiales, Lamiaceae. The transcript has a single exon.